Molecule: messenger RNA, 3138 nt
Organism: Manacus vitellinus (golden-collared manakin)
Lineage: Eukaryota; Metazoa; Chordata; Aves; Passeriformes; Pipridae
Gene: MLXIP
Product: MLX interacting protein
Exons: 17
Coding region: 1-2385 (794 amino acids)
Biological process (GO): regulation of transcription by RNA polymerase II
Cellular component (GO): nucleus
Molecular function (GO): protein dimerization activity; DNA-binding transcription factor activity, RNA polymerase II-specific; RNA polymerase II cis-regulatory region sequence-specific DNA binding
Source: RefSeq, a predicted model, not a curated record
AUGGCAAGAAGAAAAGAUGGAAGGUUGGUUUCACCAAAAUGGAAAAAUUUUAAGGGAUUGAAACUUCAGUGGAGAGAUAAAAUCCGUCUCAAUAACGCCAUCUGGAGGGCCUGGUACAUGCAGUACCUGGAGAAGCGCAAGAACCCCGUGUGCCACUUCGUGACUCCGCUGGACGGCUCCGUGGAUGUGGAUGAGCAUCGCCGGCCAGAGGCCAUUGCAACAGAAGGGAAAUACUGGAAACGAAGAAUUGAAAUAGUCAUCAGGGAAUACCACAAGUGGAGAACAUACUUCAAGAAAAGGCUACAGAAACAUAAAGAUGAAGAUCUUUCAAGUUUGGUCAGGGAUGAUGAUGUGGUUCUCUGGCAAAAAAGAAGGUAUGGCAGAGAAACCCCAGUCCCUAUGGAGGAAGGCAGCCUCUUGGAUGCAGACAUGCUCAUGUCCGAGUUCACCGACACACUCUUCUCCACACUGUCUUCACAUCAGCUGGUUUCCUGGCCAAAUUCCAGGGACAUAGGACACUUAGGAAAUGCUGACAUGAUUCAACCAGGGCUUAUUCCUCUCCAGCCAAACUUUGAUUUUAUGGAUACUUUUGAGCCUUUUCAGGAAUUAUUCACGCCCAGUCGCUCCAAUAAUUAUUUCCCUUCUGUGUCUGCUGUCAGCUCAACCACAACAGACAGCAGCAGCCACUCCUCCCAGUCUCCUGUCCUGCCGUCGGGGUCGUUGUCCAACACGCUUCCAGCAGGGAACAUGGAUGAUGGACUGAUUGCUUCCUCAGUACCUGCUCCCGUCAUUCCUGACGUUGGCACUGACCAGUGUUCCAGCAUUAGAAGUGGGGGAUCUUUCAUCCAGCCACCGGACUUCUCUCCAGACUCGUCUCUCAGCGGGCCACAAACUUUCAUGCCAGUGUUCCAGCCCCCCCUGCCGCUGCUUCAGCCUGCGACUCCACAGCACCAGUCCCCGCUGCCGGCGGUGCCCCUGAGCCCUGCACCGGCUGCCUUUGCUGCACCAGAAACCCCCAAGUUUGGGCUCUGUGAAUCUACAGUGAUCACACACACAGCUUCUGCCACGCUGACCAACAACGCCCCUGCCACCACCUUCAGCCAGAGCCAGAACGUCGUCCUGGCCACGCAGCAGCCGGGGGCAGGAGUGCCUUGUAACCUGGCUUUCCAGACUACUGUUGUGCAGGGGCAGCCCCGGCCCCAGCUCCAGAACCAGCUGACAUUUGCACUCCCCAAAGCUGUUCCUCUGGCCAGUGCUGGGACAAGGCCCAAACAGUCACAAAAAAUAGUGCCUGCUCCAAAGCCUGAAACAGUGUCCUUAUUGGUAAAGAAUGCCUUCAUCACCCCAGCUGCCUUUCAGGGACAGUCCAGAGCUGUGAUUGUAACUCCAGCACCUUUAAAAAGAGAGGGGAUUUUGACGCCAGCCACGUCUCAGUCUAAUGUUGCAAUUGCACCAGCUGGAAUUGUCAGAGCUCCCGGGGUGACGGAGUUCCGUAGUAACAUUCUGGUUGGUCCAGCACAGCGAGCACCAAGUAGUCAACAAAGCCAGUCCACAGUCUCACAUCUCUUCUCUCCUAGUGUAGUCCAGGAUGUGUUGGUGAAAGGAGAGCACAUCCCUAACCACAGUUGCAGUUCACAAGUUCCCUCACCUACACCUAGCCGGGACUGCCAGAAUUCAGGCCAAGCUUCCCCCUGCACCUCUGAGCAGAGCCCCAGCCCUCAGUCUCCUCAGAACAGCUGCUCAGGAAACCCUGCCACUGACCCUACUAUGGCUGCAUUUAAGAAUCGAAGGAUGAAGCAUCUUUCGGAGCAGAAACGAAGGUCUAAUAUCAAGAUUGGUUUCAGUGCCCUGAGCAGUUUGGUGUCAGCCAACUCCAAGUCGAUCAGCCAUGCAAUCACACUCCAGAGAGCAGUAGAAUAUAUUGCUAAACUGCAGCAGGAAAGGACCCAGAUGCAAGAGGAAACCAGGCGCCUCCGGGAGGAAAUCGAGGAGCUGAACGCCACGAUCAUUUCGUGUCAACAGCAGCUCCCGGCUACCGGGGUUCCCGUGACGCGGCAAAGGUUUGACCACAUGAGGAGGAUGUUUGAUGAGUAUGUGAGGAGCAGGACCCUGCAGAACUGGAAGUUUUGGAUUUUCAGCAUUAUUAUUAAGCCAUUGUUUGAGUCCUUCAAUGCGAUGGUUUCCACAACAAGCUUUAAGGAUCUGAAUGAAACAGCACUGGCCUGGUUGGAUCAGCACUGUUCUCUUCCUGUUCUGAGGCCAAUGGUGCUGAACACCCUCCGGCACCUCAGCACAACCACAUCGAUCCUGUCGGACCCGUCGUGCCUGCCGGAACAAGCCACGGAGGCCGUGAUCAAGCUGAACAAGAGAGCUGGAGAAACCUAACAACCAAAGACACUGAGGUGCUUGUCCAUGGGGUGGAGAACCUGCCAGCCCCAGCCUGGUGAGGCUCCUGUCAGCCUGUGCACUUUAGAAAGGGUUCUCUCCACCACCCUGAUCGUUCGGGGUGUCCGGCUCUGCCUUCAGCCAACGUGCAACUGAUGCAGCACUGUCAGUGAUGCAGCGUUGUCCCAACAUUCUGAUCCCUCUCCAGUGCUGUGCUGGCUCCGUUCAGUGAGAAAAACACCAAGCUCAGGUAAACUCAGCAGGUUUGAGUCCUGCAGGCAGCAAUAUGUCUCCAUCAAUGCAGCAUUUUCAUCUGUAUGCAACAGAUCUCUAUGAAACACCUUCGAGUACUAAGCUCUCUGAAGUGUAAAUCCUGUACACCAAGGAAUGUGCUCUUCAAGGGGAAAAAUGAUUUUGAUUUCAUGAAGCGAAAUGUGCUCUUUAUUUUGUUUUCUGGUGUUCAGUUCCAUUUGUUUUACUUGAAUAGAGAAAAUUCUUAAACAGGAUCACACGAAAAACCAAAGGAGAAGAAAAAUCCGUUAAUGAUGUCAACUCAUGGCAAAAAUCCUAGAAUUAAAAUCUCAGGCUGUGUUUUGUGUAUUUUUAUUUUGAUGAGUGUAUCAUUGCAUAUGAUCAGACUUGCUUUAUUUUCUAGUAAAUAAAGUAGCUGAUUUUUAUUCUUUUUCCUGAUAUAGCCAUUGCAAGGGAGUAGCAGACUGUGCAGUAAGUGCAAGAAAGCAGUUUGAGAUUGGA